Messenger RNA from Aspergillus vadensis CBS 113365, 1427 nucleotides. RefSeq lists its product as uncharacterized. The transcript is spliced from 3 exons. NCBI's taxonomy places the organism in Eukaryota, Fungi, Ascomycota, Eurotiomycetes, Eurotiales, Aspergillaceae. The record is from RefSeq and is a predicted model, not a curated record. Bases 161 to 1255 code for a protein of 364 amino acids.
UGACAAAUUUCUCUUUUCUAAGAAUAGGCGCACCCUACCUUAUUGGGCAAUAGGGUCAAACGGCGGGCCUUUCUGCACCUCAACCCCAGUGAUCGCACUUUUGCUUCCUCCUAGCAUCUCAUCAUUAGACACUGACCACCUCACUGACCACCUACAAGCCAUGGCUCCAUCUAAGAAGAAGAGAAACCAGUCCAAAUCUAAACCCUCGUCAUCCAAACGUCGCAAGGUCAUGGAGACAGCUCCUGAGGCACCUGACCAGUCCGAGGAGGUUGUCCCUCAACCAACCAUUUCGCUCCAGACCCAGCCCGUGAGCCCAGUAGAUUCGUUGUCCAGUAACGUCUCCUUCAAGCUCCAUCAACGCCUCGAGCGCUAUGACGACCUCGAACCGUCCGGCAUUAUAGUCGACGUUGAGCCACCGGGUGAUAUCAAAGAAUAUGCAUAUAGCACAGUCUUGGGUAGCAAGAAGCUCCGAAUGGUUGAGCAGAGCAAAGUAGUGGAAGCGUUUAUGGCAAAAAUAGCUGAGCUCAGCCGCAGAAACAACAUGAAACAUGAGUGGGUAGGGCUCAUACAUAAUGCCAUUCUUCACAUGAACCUAGAGAAUAGGGUAGCGUUCAGGACUGUUGAAGAUAAAGAGUUGCAUAGAGACAUAAUGCCAAAGCCCAUACAGAGUCUAGAACACCGAUCUCGACCUGACAUUUGUGUUGGGCUGAGCGAGUCUCACCUACGAGAGAUCCUAUACAAAGACCCGGACGAUACAGCUGCGAAAGGAUUCUGGAACAAGUUGAAAGAAAAGGAUGGAGUGAUCAGUGAUCCAUACGCGAAGCCGCAGUAUCUGCGCUUCCCAUUCUUCAUCGUGGAAGUCCGGGCCGACUUUAACGGAGAUAACCUGCAUCAGGCCCAGAAUCGAGCUGCAGUUGGUGCUGCUGGUGCACUCUGGAUGCUUCAGAUGCUCUCUGACAAUAGGCGUGAUGAUAUGAAAAGCGCGAAGCCCAAGAAGGGCUUUGAUAUCACCAAUCUUCCGGUAUUCUCACUGGUUUCGGAGGGCGCAACGUUCCAACUCUGGGUUCAUUAUCGGAAAAUGGUUCCGGGGAACAGCACGGACAAGAUCGAGUACUGUUCUGCACAUGUAAAGUCAUGGCAUGCAACAGGUGAAAAGGCUUGUUAUAAGAUUCUGAGAAAUAUUUACGCCAUCUUGAGAUGGGGAGUUGGUGAAUACAGGAAUAAGGUGGUUGAGGCGCUCAAGUCAUAUGUGUGAUGGCUCUUCUUCGACUACUGAUUUUGCUGAGUCUUUAGUACUGACAAGAGAACAUAUGUUUCGGCUCUAUAAGAUCACAACCCCCUUCGUUUCUUGGCCUCAUGUUUCUAGCGAUUUUGUUUUGAUGUGGUUUAGGUGAAUUCAACAUCUCUCUGUUUCUGGUUACUGAUCG